This is a messenger RNA of Ipomoea nil (Japanese morning glory), 2508 nucleotides long. Its product is annotated as putative late blight resistance protein homolog R1B-17. The coding region runs from base 13 to 2436 and encodes 807 amino acids. Gene Ontology annotation, molecular function: ADP binding. Lineage: Eukaryota; Viridiplantae; Streptophyta; Magnoliopsida; Solanales; Convolvulaceae. The transcript has 5 exons. The record is from RefSeq and is a predicted model, not a curated record. Gene Ontology annotation, biological process: defense response to other organism.
UCAUCUAUAGAGAUGGCUUGUGUUGCUUUGACUUCUCUGAUGGCAACAAUUAAGCUAGAGUUUCUGCAACCAAAUCCAAGCAGGGUUCCUCUUGAUGAUGAAGGGGGGUUUGUAUCAAUGGAAUCUUUGUAUGAAAAGCUUUCAUCUUUGCAAGGUUUUGUGCAGAAGAAAUCUGGGGCAAGGGGUGGCACUGCAAUCAGAGAUCUGGAGAUACAGAUCAGAGACUUUGCACUGAAUGCCGAAGACCGCAUCGAAAUGCAACUAAGCAACUUUCUUCUGGCCAAGAACGGAGAGGAUCAACAAAAAGCUUAUCAGCAACUCCAUCAAACCUUGGGAGAAGCAGCAGAAAACGCAGCGGAGUUGCUGGAGAAAAGCAAGGAAACUGAAGUGGUGAAUGAAAGUGAAGGACCACUACUGAUGAUUCCUUGCUUAAAACAUGCUUCGGCUUCGGAGCCCACUAAUUUUAUGGUGGGUCGACGCGGUGAUCGUGAGCGGAUAAUUGACAAACUCGUGAGAUUUGAUGAGAAACUAAAAGCGGUCUCAAUUGUUGGGAUGGUCGGCAUUGGGAAAACAACUUUAAUUAGUAGUGUCUAUCAAGAUCCAGUAGUUGCAUCCUAUUUCGAUGUACGAAGAUGGGUUUCUAUGCCUGAUGGACACAGCUUGAGCCAAAUUCUACACACCCUUCUUUGGACAGUACUAGCAGAGGCAGAAGAAAUAAAAAAGGGAAGGAUUCCUGAUGAUGAUGAUGAUCUAGCAGCUAACCAGGUAUUCAAGUGCUUGAAUGGUAAGAGAUAUCUAAUAGUUUUGGAUAACUUAUGGAACAAUCAAGAUUGGUAUGUUCUAAGAAGUUGUCUUCCUGACAAUUAUAAUGGAAGUCGCAUAGUGAUAACCACUAGGCAUUUUUUAAGGAGGGAGGGUAAUUAUGUUUACUCAAAUACCAAUAUUAUUCAUAACAUGACAUUGCUAAAUCCAGAAGAAAGUUGGACUUUAUUUUGUAAUAACCCUUUUCUAAAAUUGGAGAGACAUAAGGCACCACCUAUAUUUCAAGAAAUUAGGAGCCAAGUUAUAGAGAUAUGCGAAGGAUUGCCAUACUCAAUUGUUGUAGUUGCAAAACGUCUAUCUAAGUGUGAUAACAUAAAACAAGAAUGGAAGAAGGUUGCAAAGGAAAUAGAGUUGCUUGGAGUUCUAGAUAGGAAGACAUUGACCCACACUUACAAUCAAUUGCCACAAUACUUAAAAGCUUGUUUUCUAUAUUUUGGAGUCUUCCCAAAACGCAGUGCAAUCAACGUGAAACUACUUAUUAGGUUAUGGAUUGCUGAAGGAUUUAUUAAUCCAUUGGAGGGCAAGGAGUUAGAAAGUCAAGCUUAUGAGUAUUUAAAAGAAUUUAUUGAUAGAAGUCUUAUUUUAAUCGACACUUGGAGUUCUUCUGGAAAAAUUAAAAAUUGUAGAAUGCAUAGUGCCUUGCAUAGCUUUUGCGAAGAUGCUGAAAUAUUUGUAUCUUUCAAGUUGCUUAGAAUUUUGGCUUUUGUUCCAUCUUCGUUUCUUCAAAGAGUGCCAACACGCUUACAUGAUUUAGUUUUUCUGCGAUACCUAUCUGUAUCUGAAUGGUUUGAGGGUCUUGAGUAUGUAGUGUCAACCAAUCGAAACUUGCAGUCACUUGUUGUUUCUGGUAAAGAAUUCCAAUUUGGAGCACCUACUCUCCACUUGCCUUGUACAAUUUGGGAGUUACCGCAGUUACGACAUCUUAAACUUGACAAAUCUUAUGUGAUUGAUCCUCCAAGCAUCGAUAAAGAUAAUAUGCGGACAUUAUCUUGGGUGUGUUCACCUCAUUGUAGAGCAGGAGUAUAUUGCAGGUUUCCAAACAUUGAAAAAUUGAAAGUUUUUGUAUUUACCCGCAAUAAUCUUAUUAUUUUGGAUAAUCUUGAAUAUUUGGAACGUCUUGAGGGACUAUCAAUUUUAGUUUCGUUUGGUUGCGUUGUAACCCUUCCAAUGCCAUCUAUGUUUCCUUCACAACUAAAGAAGUUGAGGUUGAACGGUACUGACCUUUCAGAGAGGGAUUUAAAGGCAAUUGAAAUGUUGCCUCAGCUUGAGGUUCUCAAAUUAGAAAAUGCCUUUCAUGGAGAAGUAUGGAAAGUAGAAGAAGGAUUUUGUCAAUUAAAAUUCUUGCUUCUUGAAAAUAAAAAGCUAAAGCAAUGGACGGUCAAUUAUGGAUUUUCACGUCUUAAGCACUUAGUCUUAAAAUUUUGUUAUUGUUUGGAAGAAAUCCCUAUGAGGAUUGGAUGCUUUGGCUUGGAGUCAAUUGAGUUGCAGCGGUGUUGUCCGUCCGUUAUCACUUCUGCAAAGCGUAUUGAAGUAUUUAAACACCAUGAGUAUAGAACCAAAUUUUUUGAGCUCAAAAUCAUUGGAGAAGAGUCUAUACCUUUAGAUGAUGAAUGACAAGCUCAGCUAAGGUACUCAAAGAUUUUCUUAAUCAUACAAAAGAUAGUGAUGUGACGAAAUGCCAAAUUU